AUGACUAUUCUGUUACAUAGAACAAAUACCCGCUCUUUGACCACCACUGCAGUCAUUAAUCUCUUAGUGGUCCAUGGCAUCUUUCUUCUCACAGUUCCAUUUCGGAUCACCUAUUACGUCAAAAGAAAGUGGUCUUUUGGAUUUCCAUUCUGCAAGAUAAUAAGUGUCUCGAUACACAUUCACAUAUACCUUGCCUUUAUAUUUUAUGUGGCUAUGCUAAUCAUCAGGUACAUUAGCUACUUCAAACAAAAGGAUAAAAUCGAGUUCUACAGGAAACUCCACUCGGUUGUGGCUAGUGCAGCAGUAUGGAUUAUCAUAAUACUAGUUAUGUUUCCUUUAGUCUAUUUACAGUAUGGUAACGGUGAAGACAACAAGUUCACAGAAAAAUGUUUUCAUUUCCAUAAAGCUAUCAAUAAGCCAUAUGUGAGAGGCUUGAACUACUUUGUGGUUGUGGUCAUUGUUGGCAUCGUAUGUCUUCUCCUGGCUGUACAAAUUUUCAUUAUUGUAAAGAUAGUUAAGAAACUGAAGAAAUCUGCUCUAGAUCAUCAAGAGUUCUGGGCUCAGUUAAAAAGUUUGUUUUUUAUUUUAGUCAUGGUCAUCUGCUUCUUUCCUUAUCACAUGUUUCGGUUCUACUACAUACAAUAUAAAGAAGAAUGCUACUAUUACAAUGAGAUCUUCCUCGGUAUUACAGCUCUCAGCUGUGUGGAUCUUCUGUCAUUUGCAGGACAGACUUAUUUUCAGAAAGUGCUUAAACACAUGACAUGCACCUUAAGAUGUACAUAUUGA
Staurois parvus is the source of this 786-nucleotide messenger RNA. Lineage: Eukaryota; Metazoa; Chordata; Amphibia; Anura; Ranidae. The record is from the annotation of a GenBank genome assembly.